This is a messenger RNA of Eufriesea mexicana, 1158 nucleotides long. Its product is annotated as vitellogenin. Bases 31 to 996 code for a protein of 321 amino acids. The transcript has 3 exons. Gene Ontology annotation, biological process: lipid transport. Lineage: Eukaryota; Metazoa; Arthropoda; Insecta; Hymenoptera; Apidae. The record is from RefSeq and is a predicted model, not a curated record. Gene Ontology annotation, molecular function: lipid carrier activity.
CAUCAGUCGCCUUAGCAGAAGCUGUCCGACAUGUUGGUAAUAAUUCUGCCAUUUUUACUGGCCGCACACGUCCACAACGCCUACGACGUCGUCCACCGCUCCGGCUUGGGCCGAUAUGUUCCGGAAUGCACUUACGACGUCCUGGUGAACAUGUCUUUGGCCAAUAUCGUCCACGAGAGGGACAAUUUCUGCUCCAUGGUGGCGACAGAGCUAAAGUGCAGGCCGCAAGGCAGCGACAUCCUUAGCUGUCGUUUCGCUGAAAGUAGAGUGGUCAGGCCUAGCCCGGAUGACUCCAGAUGCACGAACGCGAGGAACUUCGUCCCAGUCUUGAACAGAUUCGUGAACGAGGACCCGUUCGAGAUCAGGUUCAAUUCCAGAGGGAUCGAGAACCUGGUCGUGUCUCGGGACAUCCCCAGAUGGAGGCUGGAUAUGAUAAGGGCCAUCGUCGGGCAGCUGAACGUUGGCUUUGAGCUGGAAAAUGCUCACGACCGGUUCGUUACCAUGGAGAAUUCUAAUAUCGGUUAUUGCGAGGUGGAGGUCAAAGUGUCAAGGGCAGGAUACGGGUGGGAAGGCGAAAGACCAAGGCACGAUCAGUUCGACAUCGUGUUUAAUCCUGAGCGACCUGGCAUCGCGCCCUUGGACUCGGCCAGUCUAAGGAUCGACAAGGUCAGACAGCCGAAGAAUUGUCCGAACAGGAAGAUAUACUUCUUUGGCAAUCAGGAGGACUUUAGUUUUGGGAAUAAGAAUACUUAUAUGGAUAUGACUACGUCUAUCAGCCACAUGUACGUGUCGAACAAAGAGCUGUAUUCCUUCACGGAGACCACAGGUGUAAUGAGAACUCUGAAUAAACCAAGAACGAUGCGGCUUCAUCAGCAGAUAAGCUUGUCCCUGAGAAGUAUAGAUCAUGCUCGAGAUCCAUUUCCAGAAAUCAUGAACCCUGCGUCAACUAGUUUGUACGCGUACACUAAUCUAGAUAGAAUCCCCGAGUACAAAUAAAUACCCUGACAGGAGUCAGAUUAGCAUAAUCCUAUCAGCUAAGAAGAGAAAACCAAAGAGGUGCAUUUCGAAAAGGUGUAUUUCACCUCGUAAAAUAGCCUUUUGAUAGAUUUCAGUACCUAAUAAAUAAUUUAUCGAACCAAUGCUCCCAAUAAAAUAUUU